Metopolophium dirhodum (rose-grain aphid) is the source of this 882-nucleotide messenger RNA. It is a transcript of the gene ubl, whose product is annotated as ubiquitin-like protein 5. Gene Ontology annotation, cellular component: cytoplasm; nucleus. Gene Ontology annotation, biological process: mRNA splicing, via spliceosome; protein modification process. The record is from RefSeq and is a predicted model, not a curated record. Gene Ontology annotation, molecular function: protein tag activity; protein binding. The coding region runs from base 230 to 451 and encodes 73 amino acids. The transcript is spliced from 3 exons. NCBI's taxonomy places the organism in Eukaryota, Metazoa, Arthropoda, Insecta, Hemiptera, Aphididae.
UCUAAUUUGACAUUUGGAUUUUGGACAUUCCUGACUCCUUCAUACAAAAGAAGUUUCCAAUAUUAAUGUAUGUUAUAUAACAAUUAUUUUUACUUUUUGUUUAUAGUUUUUACAAUUUGUGAUCGUUACAUUUUAAGAAUAAAUUAGUUUACAUCCAAAUUUGAAAGGUAAAAGUUCAAUAAGUAAUGUCUAUCAGGUUAAAGAUUGAUAUCUUUCAAAAUAAUUCAAAAUGAUUGAAAUCACUUGUAAUGAUAGAUUGGGAAAGAAAGUCAGAGUAAAAUGCAAUCCUGAAGAUACAAUCGGUGAUUUAAAAAAAUUAAUUGCGGCUCAAACAGGAACAAAAUGGGAAAAAAUAAUUUUGAAGAAAUGGUACACAAUUUUCAAAGACCAUAUUAGAUUGGGAGAUUAUGAAAUUCAUGAUGGAAUGAACAUAGAACUUUACUAUCAAUGAAUAUAUGUAGUAAAAACGGACUGUACACUUUUUUCUUUUAUACAUAAUACAAUUUAACUAAUAAAGAUUACUUUUUAAAAUAAUGUUAAUAAUUUUAUUCACUCAUAGUUACAUACAUUUUGUUUUGUUGUUUUAAUGUAAAAUAAAUGUAGAUUAAUAUUGUUAUAAAUAAUUUUACAUUAAGUUAGAUUAAUGUAGUCUAGAUGCAUUAACAUUAUUUGUGUGUACUGCUACUAAUCCUUCUGAAAGUUCAUAUUGAGUACAAUGUUCACUAUUUAAUAAAUCUCGUAUAUGCUGAACAAUCAAAUCAAUAGCCACUGCAAAAAAACAAAAUUAAUUGAGAUAAAUUAUAACUUUUAAUUACUUUAAUAGUUUAAUUUAUUAAUUUCUAAAUAUUUAUAUUGUAUACUGCAUUAAAUUUAAUAUUUUUA